Closterium sp. Naga37s-1 is the source of this 1092-nucleotide messenger RNA. NCBI's taxonomy places the organism in Eukaryota, Viridiplantae, Streptophyta, Zygnematophyceae, Desmidiales, Closteriaceae. The record is from the annotation of a GenBank genome assembly.
AUGCCGUCGCCCAGCACCCUCCGUCCCUUCCGUCGCGCGCUUCGCUUCCGUCCCGCAUUCGCUCCUGCCGUAGCGCGUGUCCCUCCCGUGCCUCCCUUCCCUCUCCGCCGCUCGUCAUCCGUCCCUCAUUCGCAUCGCUCACUCGAUUCGUCGCGCACUCCCCCCGUCGCACUCCCUGCCUGGACCGCAUCCUUUCAGUUCAAUGGCUCUGCCAUCGGUUCCUCGUUGCGCUUCUCCGCGUCUUCCGCCACCCACGCUUCCGCCUGCGCCACUAUGCUGGCGGACGACCUAAUAUGCACGCAGGGAAUACGCGCGCAGCAGCGGCGGAAGCCCUUGCGCUCGCGCUCGCAGAGCGCUGCCGAGGAAGGACACGGGGAAAAGGGAGAAUCCGCCUUCUCCUUUCCCUCUCAGCCCCUCUCCUCCUUUCCCUCUCAGCCCCUCUCCUCCUUUCUCCCUCAGCCCCUCUCCUCCUUUCCCUCUCAGCCCCUCUCCUCCUUUCCCCCUCAGCCCCUCUCCAAGUGCAGGAAGCAGAGCAGUGCUGGAGCGGGGGCUUUGCUCGCUGCAUGCAGGUCGGCGCUGAUCGACCUCUUUGCUGGCAGUAGUGGCGGUGGAAGUGUGGCAGGAGGGAACGGCAGCAGCAGUGGCAUGGGGAGUGGGUGGAGCAGCAGUAGCAUUCCCGCGAUGCCUCUCCCACGCCUCCUCAGGGUUGUGCCAUGGGUCCCUCCCUCACUAUCUCCUUGUCCUUCCCUCAUGUUUCUCCGUCUUCCUUAUCCCAUUUCUGCCCAUCUCCACCCGCUCUUUCAUCCCAUCACCCUCCCCUCCCUCUCCCGUACGCACUUCUCCCCACUCUCACACGCGCUGCUGCCCCUUCCGUACGCGCUUCUCCCCACUCUCACACGCGCUGCUGCCCCUUCCCUCCGCGCUGCUUCCCCACUUCCCCUCCCACUCACCGUUUCACCCAUUCCCUUGCACCUACAGCCCUUCUCCUCCUUUCGCUCGCUUAUGAUUUCCACCCUUCCGUUUCUGCCCGCUUUUCUCCUUUCCUCUGUUCUCAUUCCCACCAUUCCUCUCCUCCUUUUCCUGCAAGCCUAA